CAAAGGCAUCCCCUACCUGGUAUAAAUUUAUCCUCCCAUCCGUCAGCUGAAAACUAUUCCAGAUAACCAUAUCGCUUCUUUCCAACCACUCCAAUAUCCAAGAGCAUUAUAUAUUCCAUAUAGCUUUCUUUCUAUUCUAGCUUUCAUUUGUCCAAGCGCCAUGGAGAAUACCAAGGAAGGUUUUCAGCAGCCUGGCAACGGGGAGGAGGUGAAGUGGGGGACGAAACACAUGGGGCCACCGGCGGCGCCGUCGGCGCACCCCCAGAACCAGCAGGCAGCCUUCUGGACGCCGCGGCCGGGCGACGACCACUGCCCGCCUUACGUGCUCCAAGAGCCGGUUCAGAAGCCGAGCUCCAGCCCCAUGGAGAGCAUCCUGGACUUCUUCAAUACAUGGACCAAAAAGGCCGAGACCAUGGCCUCUAACGUCUGGGAAAGUUUGAAGACUGCACCUAACAAAACAGAGGCAGCAUGGGGCAAGCUGAGCUUAACUGCAAAGGCUCUCACUGAGGGAGGUUUUGAGUCCCUUUACAAGCAGACCUUCCACACCGAACCCAGCGAGAGGCUCAAGAAGACGUUUGCUUGCUACCUCUCCACCACCACCGGUCCGGUGGCCGGAACCCUCUACCUCUCCAAUGUCAAAGUGGCCUUCUGCAGCGACCGCCCUCUCUCCUUCACUGCCCCCUCAGGACAGCAGGCCUGGAGCUACUAUAAGGUUGUGAUCCCUCUAGCGUUGAUUGCAACGGUUAAUCCUGUGACAAUGGCAGAGAAUCCACCAGCUAAGUACAUCCACAUGGUCACGGUGGAUGGGCAUGACUUCUGGUUCAUGGGCUUCGUCAACUACGACAAGGCAUCCGUGCAUGUCCUGGAUGCAGUCGCAGAAUUCGCAGCGGCUCAGCGUGGGGCUCAGCAUGGUGUUAGCCAAAUGAUCAGUUAAAAUGGGUGAAGAGAGAGAGAGGAUACAUGAGGAGUAGUUUCUCAGAGGUUGUUGGUUGUUACUUGUUAUUGUCCUCUUUGUUUGUUGUGGUUUGGCCUCUUUUUUUCUAUGUGGUGUUAUCUGUCUAAUAUGGAUUCUGUCCUCCAUCGUGUUCUAUUUGUAACUAGUAUUUCCAGUUUGAUGUUUGAUGAGAAGUGCUCCUUGACGCCAUCUUUCAGGCAUUUGUCUUC
Messenger RNA from Elaeis guineensis (African oil palm), 1164 nucleotides. RefSeq names its product GEM-like protein 5. The record is from RefSeq and is a predicted model, not a curated record. Lineage: Eukaryota; Viridiplantae; Streptophyta; Magnoliopsida; Arecales; Arecaceae.